ACCCCGUUCUCGUCAUCCCCGCGCCCCGGUACCGCUCGCUGCUCAAGACGCGUCGUCAACCAUUGCUUUUUCCGCCGCCUCCACUUUGCGCAAUCACUCUCUUUUCACAAUGUCACGCGAACCUAGCCUUCCGUUGGCAUUCGACUUCGACGAGCCCCCGAGCUCCCCGCCGCCCCUGCCCCACACCUACUCGCGGAAGCGCACGCGAUCAUACUCUCACCACGACCCGGGUACUUCCAGUGACCCCGUGAUGUUUUCCAGUGAUGAUGCCCCUGAGGAUGUCGAGAAUUACUCCACUCCGGACAGGCGCAAGAGACAAUACACUGGCGCAUGGUGGGCACAUGGACAUCGGUCAAAGUCCUUGAGGACCGAGACCAAGGCCGAAUUGUCCAGGAACGUUGACAGCGGUGUGUGGUUGAAUAGCGACUCGUCAGACGAUUCUCUUAUUGAGCGGCUCGCGGCUGCGGCCACCACUCAUGACCCUCACUUCAAGGUCAUGUCGGCAGAACACAUGGUCGCCAAUGCCAAGGUCCAAGAAUGCAUUGAGGAAGGAGAUGAGAAAGUGGACCUUUCGGGCCUUCAACUGCGCAACAUCACCGGUGAUAUUAUCCAGCCGCUUGAACAAAUGAUACGGCACCCACACUUUGGAAGUGAAGCUCCGACCGAGGACCAGUAUGAAGCUUUAACCGCUUCGCUUCAGGUCUUCCUGUCCAACAAUCUGUUGCGCAGCCUUCCUGGCGAGCUCUGGCACUUGAAGAACCUCACCGUUCUCAGUCUGCGCAACAACCAGCUCACGGAGAUUCCACCAGCCAUUGCGAAUCUCAAGAACCUGAAGGAAUUGAAUCUUGCUGGCAACAAACUCCGAUGGCUGCCAUGGGAACUUUUCCAAUUGAUCACUCCUCGUGGAAACCUGAGUCGGCUUACUGUCACGCCCAACCCCUUCGUCCACGCAAUCGAGUUGGAGGAGGGCAUCUUGGAAAUCCCCAAUGAUGCAAAGGGCCUUCAAAAAGAGGUGACGCGUCUCAAGGAAAAGAUUUCUACUUCCGAAGAUGCUACCAUCAAAAAUCAAGCAGCCUGGAAACUGAAGCUUUUCGAGACAAUGCUACAGCACAUGCAGAGGCGUGAGAUCCCAGAGACACCCCCGCACAGCUACGAUGACUCUGGUUACCGAGAAUUGCGCCCCUGGAGAGCGUGGAAGCAGUAUCCUGUCUUUUUUGCCAGCACCCCCGUAGCUCGUAUGGAGUUUGACGGCUCGCUGGCCCGCGGCUCCCCGCAAAGGCCUUCACAGGUCCUGUCCAAUGACUCUCAUUUCCCUUGGCCAUCGUUGGACUACUCUCCUGCUGAAGACCUCCGCGACAUACCAUCCACCCGCGUGCCCUCGCUCUUUGAGCUCUCUCUGCGCACCGCCAGCCGCUGCGCACGACCCAAAGAUCUGCGCGACCUCUUGCCUCCCGACUCGCCAGACCCGGUCCUGCGCGCCAUCGAUGAAACAGUCAAGGCCAGUGACAAUGGUGGUCAACACUGCUCCGUCUGUCACAAGGAAUACGUCCUCCCGCGCGCCGAGUGGCUCGAGUACUGGCACUACGUGCCCGACUCCCUGGUGUGCUCGGCCAAUGAAUGCUACCUGCCGUUCCUACGGAAGGCAUGUAGUUGGGGCUGCGCCAAGGCGGUCAAAGGCGGCGAACUGUUCGACGAGGAUUACGCGUGAGGUGCACCUCGCACUGGUCUUGUUCAUAUUCCUGUACAUGUUGUGUAUAUGUGGCUUGCGCUCUCCGC
Molecule: messenger RNA, 1776 nt
Organism: Aplosporella prunicola CBS 121167
Lineage: Eukaryota; Fungi; Ascomycota; Dothideomycetes; Botryosphaeriales; Aplosporellaceae
Exons: 3
Coding region: 110-1708 (532 amino acids)
Molecular function (GO): protein binding
Source: RefSeq, a predicted model, not a curated record